Molecule: messenger RNA, 1870 nt
Organism: Pelodiscus sinensis (Chinese soft-shelled turtle)
Lineage: Eukaryota; Metazoa; Chordata; Testudines; Trionychidae
Source: RefSeq, a predicted model, not a curated record
CCAGCUUUAGAAACAACAGCUGAAUCACAAGGUUUCUGGGGAUUGGUGAACAAUGCUGGAAUAUCGACAUUCGGCGAGACUGGAUGGCUGUCUAUGGAGAAGUAUGAAAAAUUUGUGGAUGUGAACCUCCUUGGGAGUAUACGGACAACGUUGGCAUUUCUUCCCCUUCUAAGGAAAUAUAAGGGACGUAUGGUCUUUAUGUCUAGUAUUAAUGCGUACUGCACUUUGGGGAAUGGCAUUUAUUCUAUGACCAAGGCAGCCAUAGAAAAGUUUUGUGAUUCCUUAAGACUGGAAAUGAAGAAGUUUGGAGUGCUGGUGUGUAUUAUUCAGCCAGGAAAUUAUGCACGCUCAACUAAUAUUCAACCGCCAAUCAAUGCGGAACAGAUCUGGAGUGAACUUAACGAGGAGGAGAAGGCCGUCUACAGUAAAGAGUAUGUGCAAGAACGGGCAGACUUUGUCAACAAAAUACUUAAUGAAGGCUGCACCGCUGGCCAUGAAGUUGUGGAUGCCAUCAUGGAUGCUUUAAUGUCACCCGUGCCCAAGGCACGUUAUUUGGUGGCGAAGCUGAAGGAGAAGCUGUUAGUUUUCAUAUGCACAGCUUUCCCAACUAUGGUGAUGGAUUUGGUUAUGUCCUAUGCACUGAGUAAAGUAAAACUCACAUAGUCCCACGGAGAGAAUACUGAUGCCUGUUUCUGUUCUGUCAAUCAAGUUGGAUCACUUUUGUAAGCAAAUAAUGUACAGUGUGAUCUGAAGCAGCGGUUUUCAAACUAUGGGGUGCAACCCAGUACAGGGUGGUGGAAUGUCAGGCUCUGGGUCUCAUUGCUACAGGGUGACCAGUGGGGGCGCUAAGGCGGCUUCCUGCCUGUCCUAGCACCGCGGACAGCGCUGUGCCCUAGAAGAGGUCAGCAGCAGGCCCGGCUCUUAGGUGUACGGGGGGAGUGCAGAGUGCACAGGGCUCUGUGCACUGCUCCUGUCCUGAGCACUAGCUCCAUACUUCCAUUGCCUGGGAACCUGCUCAGCAUGGUAUGUGGUGCCAGGAGAACAGGAAGUGGCCUUAGCUUCCCCGCUGCACCGCUGACCAUGAGCCACUCAAGGUAAGCCCCGCCUGUCUCAUCCCUGACACCCCCCCCCCCAAAGUUGGAGCCCCCUUCUAGAUCCCAAAGCUCUCAUUCUCUGCUCUACCCGAGAGCCCACACUCUAGUCUAGUCAAAUUAUCUUGGGUCGUGAGCAUCAACAAUUUUCUUCAACUGCGUCAUGAGAAAAAAAAGUUUGAAAACCCCUGAUCUAAAGCCCAUUGAAGUCAAUGGACAGACUUCCAUUGAUGGGAAUGAGCUUUGGAUCAACUUCUAAUACAGGCCUGUAAGUUCUGAAUACCAAAAUGCAUCUGGCAUUGAAUGUAAAAUAAUUAACGUGUUGGAUUCAGGGACAUAGCAUUUUUCCACUUAUCAGGAUAAACCCUCAUGCUGCCGUAUUCCUUGCCUGUUACAUCUACUGCUUUUUAUUUUUUUAUUGACGGGUUCAUAUGAAAGUACCACAAAAUGCUUCCAGGUUAGUUACAAGUAGAGUUUAUCCUAUAGUAGCACUGAUGGAUACAGUAAUGCAGGGAUAAAGAACGCAAUAGCUUUAAGAGUGUGAAACAGUUGUUUAUUGUUUUGUGAGCAGCAGAACUAAGAGUCUUAGGCUAGGAAUGAGAAAUGAGCAUUGGAAUAGGUUUGAAUGGAGUCAGGAGGGUAUGGAAAGCUAGGAAGCCUAAAAUUAAUUAUGAACGCUUAGCUCUAUACCAAUGAAAACAAUGAAAACGGUGAAGUAUUUUAAGCUCACAUAUAUUUUGUUAAAAUCUGUAACAUCAUAGAAAAUGUCAUUUGCUUUG